Molecule: messenger RNA, 2667 nt
Organism: Cladocopium goreaui
Lineage: Eukaryota; Dinophyceae; Suessiales; Symbiodiniaceae
Source: the annotation of a GenBank genome assembly
CACACCUGCGCAUCCUUAGUUCUGUGGCCACCAUGCGGCGCUGCCAUGGCCUCUCCAUACCUUGGGUGCGCCAGGCGCGGCGGAAACCGCUUCCGCAGCAGAUUCAUCGAAUGCGCAGUUUCGCUGGAACGUCGACUUCCAUGCCGUCUUCGGUGAUGAUCUUGGACAUGGACGGGGUGUUGUACAAAAACGCGGCGGUGGAAGGGCGCAUUGUUCAAAGAUUGGAGGAAGAGACUCGUCGCCUUGGCUUGGCUCCGAGCGCGUGCCAGCGGCUCUAUGAGGAUUAUGGCGCCACCAUGCGAGGACUCAUCACCGAGGGCCACCUUUCGACAAACGCGAUCGAUGGCUUCUACUGCAAGGUCUACGACCCGGUGGAUGUCUCCGCCCUGCAACCGGAUCCCUUGCUCCGCAUGCAGCUGAACCAGUUGAAGAAAGGCGGCGUGGAGUUUUGGUUGGCCACCAACUCACCUCAGCACUUCGUCGCCCGUGUUUUGGAGGCUUUAGAGCUGGCUGAUGACUUUCAGGUGGUGUGUCCAUCUCAGUCCAACGGUUGGCUCAACAAACCAGAUCCCAGGUACUUUGAUCAGCUGCCCAUGGGCCGUUUCUUUGACGAUUCCCCGCAACACUGCAACGCCUGGAACGACCUUCGAAGCGACACGCCAGCCUACCAUGUGGCACGGGAGACGGAUGUCAUGACUCUUGUGGCCGACGCCCUGGAGGUGGUUCCCCAGUCCUGGCGUUUGCAGAAGGCUCCCUACUUACAGGCCAAAGAGCUUGAUGACUUGAAGAGCCUCAAUCAGGAUGUCUUAAGACGUCUCCGGCAGGAACUGGCAGCCUUCAAAGGUGAAGAAAUUCGAGUCUUGGACUUGGGCUGCGGCUUUCUCAGUAUGUUACCGCUGCUCUUGGAGCAGCUUGUACCUGCAGGUGCGCGGCUGCACUACCUGGGCGUGGACCGCGACGAGGAGCUGCUGACGGCGGCACAAGCACGGCUCGAGAAGAUGGCGGCACCGGAGCUGCAGGUGGAGCUGCAGUGCGCGGAUGCCGUGAGCGCAGUGAAGACCGCAGCGCCGCAAACCCUGGUCAUGGGCUGUUCCAUUCUAGACCUCAUUGACGUGAAGGCUUUGGCACUUGCCCUGCGCCAAUCACAGGCUGGCGCAUUGCUCUAUUUUCCCAUCCAUUAUGCGGGCACAACCUCCUUCAAAGGGCCACUAGCUGCCAUGGCUGAACCCUUAAGCAGCCGCUACAACGAGUCCUUAGAGACGCGUGGCCAGGUCCGGAAUGUCACUGCGCUCUACAGCUUCUUGGGGGAAGAAUUGGCCUCAGGCCCUUCAGACUGGCACCUCAGAGGCGACAAUCUCCUGCUGAAACAGCUGAUCUCGUUUAUGGCGACCAAUGCCUUAGGCUUCCAGCCGCUACAGACAUUGCGCGAGGCUGUCAAGGCCUUGCGGUGUCCCUUGGAGCCCAAUCAGCUGCUGCCAAGUGUGCAGCUCCAUGUCACGAACGUAGACUACCUGGGCCGUGUGCCCAAGACCGGCGCUGUACCGGGAGCAACUUCGGGGGCAAAGACCAAGGCCGCCGCGCGUACACGCCUGGCCGUGCAAUUCACAGCUCCUGGCAUUGCAGAAACCGUGCGGGAAACGAUGCCGCUUCCCGCGGCAGGAGAGGUGCUGGUGGUCACCACGAUGUCGGGGAUUUCUGCUGGCACUGAAAGGCGCAUGCUGCUGACGGGCUGCGAGGAGGGGGAACCCCUGGAUAGCAGCCUGAAGGACUUGCAAGGAAGCGGUUGGCCUUUGAGGUACGGCUACUGCUUGGUUGGCACCGUUGAGAUAGGCAGUCCUAGUUUGCCGCUGGGGAGCCGCGUAUUUUGCUUUCACCCGCACGCAAGCCAUGCAGUGGUGUCCGAAGACAGCCUGCAGAUCAUCCCCGAUGAUAUUCCAGAUGAAGAUGCCAUUUUCUUUGCCAACAUGGAAACUGCCUGUGCCCUGUGCCAGGAUGCUGCGCCCGUCCUGGGCGAACGGCUCGGCGUUUUCGGCGCCGGCGUAGUGGGUGCCCUGACGGCAGCGCUGCUGUCGAGAUUUGAGGUCACUGUUUUCGACCUCAACGACCGGCGCCUGCAACCGCUGCGGCGCUUCGGGGUUGCCACGGCCGCGAAGCUCGGCGCGUCCGGCGCGUCCGGCGCGUCCGGCUUCGACGUGGCGCUCGAGCUGAGCGGCGCCGGCGAGGCGCUGGGGCAGGCGAUACGAAGUACACGACGAGGUGGGAAAGUGGUCGUGGGCUCGCUGUACGGAAAAGAGGAGGUGUCGCUCGCCUUGGGCCUCUCCUUUCACCGCUCGGAAUUGACUUUGCUGACCUCACAGGUGAGUUUCGUGCGCGCUGCGUUGUCCACCCGCUGGAGCAAAGAACGUCGCGCGGAGCUGUCCUGGCAGAUGCUGCGGCAGCUGCGGCCCAAGGAGUGGAUGGACCUGCGAAAGGUCUCCGUUCGCGAGGCGCCCGAGGUCUACCAGCGCCUGGCGCAGGGCGCGGCCAAGGAUGACCCGGCGCAGUGGAUCUUCAGCUACGACAGCUACGACUGAGGCGAGCUUCGCGCGUAUUGAGAAGCGGUUCAGAAAACGGUGUGCCGCUGCGGCGAGCCGUUCCAGAAACUCAAUGUGGGCAGCAGGAAAAAAA